This is a messenger RNA of Dentiscutata erythropus, 159 nucleotides long. The record is from the annotation of a GenBank genome assembly. NCBI's taxonomy places the organism in Eukaryota, Fungi, Glomeromycota, Glomeromycetes, Diversisporales, Gigasporaceae.
AUGGAUAAUAUUAACCAAGCUACCUCUGGUUCAAAAACUUCAACACCAUCAACUAUGAAAGGAAUUGCUAAAGCAUUAGAUACUGUAUUCGAAAAUUUAAAUGAAACUAAUUCCAAACUAAACCAUAUUAACGAAGUAUUUGAGCAACACCAAGAAACU